AAAAUGAAACCGAAAAAGUAUAUCAGCUGAAGAGAUAUAUUCAAUUCUUUUGUAUACGUCUAUCCAUGACAGGAUGCAAAUGAUUAUAUUCAGUUUUGUGAGUGAUUUUUUUUUUUUUAAAAAAAAAAUCAAAAGUGAAAUUGAAUCCAUCUUCAUAAUCAUAAAAAUAUUUAUAAAUUGUCUUUUAAAAAUUUUGAUCAAACUUCAUAAUCAUACAUUCAAAGAUAAAUUUAUAAGAAUUUGAUCCAAAAUUUAUGGCGAAAUGAUAGUCUAAUAAGUAUUUCCAACCAUAUAAUAAUAAAUUCAUUCACCUAACUCAACUGCCAUGUUAAUUACUACCCCUACUCCUCUUUCCCCUUUAUAACUCAAACAGAAAAUACACUCAUACAAUCACAGUUUUCUUUUAAUCAUACUACCAUGGCAGAACAAAACAAUAAUACAUCAGAACUCACCAUGGAAGAUGCCUACAAAUACCUCAAAGUCACCAAAAAUCCAGAUGGCUCUCUUACUAGAAGCCCACAAGUUCCUAAUGUCCCUUCAAAUCCAGAAGUUGAUCCAAAUUCACCAAAUAAACUAGUUUCAUUAUCAAAGGACAUACCUCUUAACCCUACCACAAACACUUUUAUACGUCUCUAUCGUCCCGUUUCUCCGCCACCGUCUAACGUUAAAUUACCUCUCAUUAUAUACUUUCAUGGUGGUGGCUUUAUGUUGUUGAGUGUAAGUUCGAUUAUUUUUCAUGAAUCUUGUAAUGUUAUGUCGUCUCAGUUUCCAGCAGUUAUUGCUUCCGUUGAGUAUCGUCUUGCACCCGAAAACCGGCUUCCGGCUGCCUAUGAUGAUGCUGUGGAUGCAAUGAAAUGGGCUAGAGAUCAAGCUGUUAAUGGUGGUGAGCCAUGGUUGAAGGAGUUUGUUGAUUUCUCUAAAGUUUUCUUGAUGGGAAGUAGUUCAGGAGGAAAUAUUGUGUACCAUGCAGGUCUACGUGCACUUGAUAUGGAUCUGGAUCCGAUCAAGAUCGUAGGGCUGAUAAUGAAUCAGCCCUUUUUUGGUGGGGUCAAGAGGACGGAGUCUCAGCUCAAGUUUGUCCAUGAUAAGAUAGUGCCAUUGCAUGUGAAUGAUCUGAUGUGGUCGCUCGCAUUGCCUGAAGGUGCGAAUCACGAUCACGAGUAUUGUAAUCCGUUGAUCAAAGAAGCGGAGUUGAAAGAGAAGAUCAAACGGUUGCCGAGGUGUUUGAUCAGAGGGUAUGCAGGGGACCCACUGGUUGAUGGGCAGAAGAGUUUUGCUAAGAUGGUGGAGUCACAUGGGGUGCACGUGACCCCUCAAUUUCUUGAAACUGGACAUCAUGCUGUGGAGAUCUUUGAUCCAAAAAGUGCUCAAGAUUUGUAUGAUUCUAUAAAGGAUUUUGUCAAAUCUAUUUGUGAUGAAAAUGUGGGCAAAUCAGCUAUGUGAUAAUUAAAAGUGUGGAGUUAAAAAAUUGUUUAAGGUUAAUGUUUUUCCCUUCUCUAUUACUACUGCUAUGUUAGUACUUUUUGUUAAGUAAAGACAAGUCCUUUUGAAUAAAUUUUGUCAGUGGUGUUUGAGAUA
This is a messenger RNA of Capsicum annuum, 1578 nucleotides long. Its product is annotated as probable carboxylesterase 8. The transcript has 2 exons. The record is from RefSeq and is a predicted model, not a curated record. Bases 418 to 1443 code for a protein of 341 amino acids. Gene Ontology annotation, molecular function: hydrolase activity. NCBI's taxonomy places the organism in Eukaryota, Viridiplantae, Streptophyta, Magnoliopsida, Solanales, Solanaceae.